AUGGAAUGGUACCUCAAGGCUGCCGAGCAAGGAUACGCUGAAGCUCAACACAGCAUCGGAGUUCUCUGCAACCUUGAUCGCGGUGUUCCCCAAGACUACUCACAGGAGAUGGGUUGGAUCCUCAAAGUCACCCAUCAAGGACAUGCAGGAUCGCAGUACGACAUUAGCGAAUUGUACUACUUUGGUCAAGGUGUCCGGCAGGACUACGCACAAGCAAUGGACUGGUACCUCAAUGCAGCCGAGCAAGGAUAUGUCGCCUCUCAGCACGGCAUCGGGUUUCUACAUAAGUAUGGUCAAGGCAUUCCUCUGGACAACAAGCAAGCGAUGAACUAA
Molecule: messenger RNA, 333 nt
Organism: Linnemannia hyalina
Lineage: Eukaryota; Fungi; Mortierellomycota; Mortierellomycetes; Mortierellales; Mortierellaceae
Source: the annotation of a GenBank genome assembly